AUGCUCCUGCCCAACGUGAACGACGAGGAGGACAGCCUCCGCCUCCCCCGUCCUCCUUCCCCUCGCAUCCGAAUCACUGAAUCGCCCCACGGCUCUUCCAUCCCCUACCAGGAGCCCUGGAUCGAGUCAGUGGGGAGCAGUAUGAGUUCGGCCCUCCCUCCUCCUCCUUCCCGGCACCUCUGGGAUGGCGACACGAGCUCGCAUGCAUCGGCCGAGCAUGUCACGUCGGAGAUGCUGGACCAGUUGGUGGAGCGGAAGAUCAAGCAGCUGGCCCCUUCUGAUGGAGGAGGCUCCAGCGCUGCUCUUCCUCCUCUCCCUCCGCCAGCUCCUGCUCCUGCUAACGCCCAUCGUGGGCAGCCCGACGACCAGCACGCCGACAAGUCCUCUAGGCCCUCUCCUAUCCCUCCCGCCAAUGUCGCUGGAGGGCCGAGGAAAGUCGCUGCCGUGAACGGCGACAAGUCAAAGUCAAGACCUCAGCAGUCGUUGUCAGGUCAGUUCAGGCAGGUCGCAGCCGCGAGUUUGACGCGAAUGGCAGCACUCUCUCCUCCCCCAGCUCUGGACGGACUGAUACCCGAGCAGAUGAUGUGGGGAUGA
This is a messenger RNA of Guillardia theta CCMP2712, 594 nucleotides long. RefSeq lists its product as hypothetical. The transcript has a single exon. NCBI's taxonomy places the organism in Eukaryota, Cryptophyceae, Pyrenomonadales, Geminigeraceae. Bases 1 to 594 code for a protein of 197 amino acids. The record is from RefSeq and is a predicted model, not a curated record.